AUGAGUUCCGAGAGUGACUCAGAGUAUGACUCCGACGCGACCGUCAUCCCUGAGGAGGCGCCUGGAAACUGGAUUCUUCGGAAUCUACAGACAGUGACGGUUCGACGACUGGCCCAAUUCAACGAUACGACCGUCCCAGAGGGAAGCACCGCUGAAUCUCUUACGGCCCGUCGCAUGGAGAUCGCAAGACAGUUCAUCCAUCGUAUUGGGGAGCGGGCUAAUAUCCAGCCUCCCUUCUACGCCAGCUAUGGAUGCAACAUUGUGAUCGGAGACGAUGUCAACAUCAGCAGCGAUGUCUCCAUCUUUGACAGCGCCUUCAUCAUAAUCAGCCACCGUGUGAUUAUCGGAGCCGGCGUAUCCAUCUGCCCUGGCAUAAUUGCACGCAACACUGGCGGCUCCUCGACGCGUUCAAUCAACUUCCAGAACCUCGGCACUGAUCCGAGCACCGGCAUCCCCUACGGAAAUUCAAUCAUCAUUGAGGAAGAUUGCCGGAUUGAGCCCCGAGUUACAAUCAUGGAUGGGGUUCGAAUCAGAAGAGGUACUACUAUUGUUGCUGGCUCGGUGGUUACUAGCGACAUUGAGGCCAAUUGUCUGGCAGGUGGUAAUCCAGCCCAAGUUAUUUGCCGCUUCUAA
Molecule: messenger RNA, 633 nt
Organism: Penicillium malachiteum
Lineage: Eukaryota; Fungi; Ascomycota; Eurotiomycetes; Eurotiales; Aspergillaceae
Exons: 3
Coding region: 1-633 (210 amino acids)
Source: RefSeq, a predicted model, not a curated record